Molecule: messenger RNA, 1525 nt
Organism: Trachemys scripta elegans
Lineage: Eukaryota; Metazoa; Chordata; Testudines; Emydidae
Gene: BTBD2
Product: BTB domain containing 2
Exons: 8
Coding region: 64-1197 (377 amino acids)
Biological process (GO): neurogenesis
Cellular component (GO): cytosol; P-body
Molecular function (GO): protein binding
Source: RefSeq, a predicted model, not a curated record
UUUUUAUUUUUAUUUUUAAAUGUUAGGUUUGUGUUGGCUGUGGGCAGUGCGGUCUUCGAUGCAAUGUUUAAUGGUGGAAUGGCCACAACUUCUACAGAGAUUGAACUGCCUGAUGUGGAGCCGGCUGCCUUCCUAGCUUUGCUAAAAUUUCUUUAUUCGGACGAGGUUCAGAUUGGCCCAGAGACUGUUAUGACAACACUUUACACAGCUAAAAAAUACGCUGUCCCUGCACUUGAAGCCCACUGCGUGGAGUUCCUAAAGAAAAACCUCCGAGCAGACAACGCGUUCAUGCUCUUAACACAGGCAAGACUCUUUGAUGAACCCCAGCUGGCCAGCCUGUGCCUAGAGAACAUAGACAAGAACACAUCAGAUGCCAUCAAUGCUGAGGGGUUCACAGACAUUGAUUUAGACACCCUGGUUGCGGUGCUGGAGCGGGAUACCUUGGGGAUUCGGGAGGUUCGUUUGUUUAAUGCAGUGGUUCGCUGGUCGGAGGCAGAAUGUCAGCGGCAGCAACUUCAGGUGAUUCCAGAGAACAAGCGGAAAGUACUGGGCAAAGCGCUUUCUCUUAUUCGCUUCCCAUUGAUGACUAUUGAGGAGUUUGCAGCAGGGCCUGCCCAGUCAGGAAUUCUGACUGACCGGGAAGUGGUUAGCCUGUUUCUCCACUUCACUGUCAAUCCAAAACCCCGAGUGGAAUUCAUUGACAGACCACGCUGCUGCCUGAGAGGGAAGGAGUGCAGCAUCAACCGUUUCCAGCAGGUGGAGAGCCGCUGGGGGUACAGUGGGACUAGCGACAGGAUCAGGUUCUCAGUAAACAAAAGGAUAUUUGUAGUUGGGUUUGGACUGUAUGGAUCAAUACAUGGCCCUACAGACUACCAAGUAAAUAUACAGAUCAUCCACACAGACAGCAAUACAGUACUGGGUCAGAAUGACACGGGGUUCAGCUGCGAUGGAUCCUCCAGCACUUUCCGGGUCAUGUUUAAAGAGCCUGUUGAGAUUUUACCCAACGUCAGCUAUACAGCGUGUGCGACACUAAAGGGUCCAGAUUCUCACUAUGGAACCAAAGGACUGCGCAAAGUGAUCCAUGAAUCCCCAACAACAGGAGCCAAAACCUGCUUUACGUUCUGUUACGCAGCUGGGAAUAACAACGGCACUUCUGUGGAGGAUGGACAGAUCCCAGAGAUUAUCUUCUAUACAUAGUGCAGCUGUUGGAAUCAGCUGUGCUGGGUGAACAUUUGUCCCCCUCUCCCAUGCCCUUCUAAACGAAAUCUCUGGCUGAGUUAGACCAUGCCAGUGGGAGCCACGCUAGCCAAAGGUCUCAGUAAAAUAAUUGUAAAGCUCAUGUUUUGCCUUGUGCUAGUGAUGCUGCUGCUACCACCGCCAUCUAGAGACUAACUGGUUUACUGGUGUCAUUUGUAGGUUGCCUGUGGCUAGUGACUCUUCAUUUUACUGAUAACCCUGUCUAAUUUCAUGGUUUCUUUUAUUGUAAUGAAUGUAGAUGCUUUUACAUCAGUUGGAAGCAUGGAAA